AUGACUUUUCUUGAAGUAUGUAUUGAGAGUGCCAAUGGUAAACAUUGCACGCUCUGCGCAACUGGAGCAAAAUACACAUCAGAAGGAAAGUGUGUAUGUCCAACAGGAACUUAUUUAAAAGAUGAAAAAUGUGAAAAGUGCAUUGAUGUUAACCGAAAGCCGGUUACAGGGAAAAUGUGCGAAGGAUCAAUGAUGGGUAUUAUUUGGGUGGAGAAAGCUUGCGUUAAAUGCGCCCUUGAAAAUAACUUUGAAGGAACUCUUGUUGAUGGAACAUGUGUGUGCAUUGAAGGAUAUGUCUAUGACACAAAAACUCAGACUUGCGAUCCAUGCAAAGACAAAUUGAAUGAAUUUUGUUUUUCGUGA
Entamoeba invadens IP1 is the source of this 363-nucleotide messenger RNA. RefSeq lists its product as hypothetical. Bases 1 to 363 code for a protein of 120 amino acids. The transcript is spliced from 2 exons. The record is from RefSeq and is a predicted model, not a curated record. Lineage: Eukaryota; Evosea; Mastigamoebida; Endamoebidae.